Messenger RNA from Mandrillus leucophaeus (drill), 843 nucleotides. It is a transcript of the gene FAM180B, whose product is annotated as family with sequence similarity 180, member B. NCBI's taxonomy places the organism in Eukaryota, Metazoa, Chordata, Mammalia, Primates, Cercopithecidae. The transcript has 3 exons. Bases 16 to 621 code for a protein of 201 amino acids. The record is from RefSeq and is a predicted model, not a curated record.
GUGUGUGGCAGGCAGAUGAGGGAGCAGAGAACUGCUGAACAGAGUGAAACUCAGAGGACGUGGUGGAGCAUGGCUGCGACCCUGCAGUUCCUGGCUUGCCUGGUGGUAGCCAUCUGCCUCCUCUCUGGUGUGACUACAACCCAGCACCAUGCAGGGCAGCCCAUGGACAGCACCAGCGUGGGAGGUGGCCUGCAGAAGCCAGAGGCCCCGGAAGUGAUGUUUGAGCUGCUCUGGGCUGGGCUGGAGCUGGAUGUCAUGGGGCAGCUGCACAUCCAGGAUGAGGAACUAGCGUCCACACACCCAGGCCGCCGACUCAGGCUCCUCCUGCAGCACCACGUGCCCAGUGACUUGGAGGGCGCUGAGCAGCGGCUGCAGCAGCUCCAGGACCUGCGGAAGGGGCCUCCUCUUAGCACUUGGGACUUUGAACAUCUGCUCCUCACAGGCCUGUCCUGCGUCUACCGGCUCCACGCAGCUAGUGAGGCUGAGGAACGGGGCCGCUGGGCCCAGGUCUUCACUCUCCUGGCACAGGAAACACUCUGGGACCUAUGCAAGGGUUUCUGCCCCCAGGAUCAGCCCCCUUCCCUGGGGUCCUGGGCUUCCAUCCUUGACCCCUUCCCCUGACCCUCCCCUUUUGCUCUUUCACCUGCCAUUACCCCCUCCCAUCUCCUCCUCAACUCCCCAGGCAGACCCAUCUUGGGCAGGGGCUUCUGUCUGGCAUCUGGUUUUUUCCACUGUGUUCGGCUUCUGUCUGGCAUCUGGUUUUUUCCACUGUGUUCAGAUCUCUGGGCUUGGCUUGCACCCUGGACACCCCCUCUCUGCUUACCCCGACCCAAUCGAUCUUAU